Messenger RNA from Psilocybe cubensis, 2556 nucleotides. RefSeq lists its product as uncharacterized. Lineage: Eukaryota; Fungi; Basidiomycota; Agaricomycetes; Agaricales; Agrocybaceae. The record is from RefSeq and is a predicted model, not a curated record. The transcript is spliced from 5 exons. Bases 1 to 2556 code for a protein of 851 amino acids.
AUGGCCAGCGCCAUUUCCGAGGGACUGGCCACUUUUUACGCUUGUAAAUGUUUAAAUGUUCGCAUAAAUACCUCCCAGCCCUCUUCCGCUGCUCCUGAAUGUCCAAGCGAUCCACAAUACACCCCAGUCUUCGUUCAGGACGAUGGAAUUUCUGUGACUCAUCCUCAGGUUACCGUUCGCAUUCCGUCCAAACCAAUGCCUGUAUCAGGCACUACCAAAUGCUCUCGUUUUACUACUUUGGCGUGCCUUUUGUGCAAUCUGCAUGUUUAUCGCGUUUACCAGAUCAUUUCACCUGAUGUUGAAGGGAACGAUUCGACUUUGCUGCCCACGGAAGAUUGGGUAGAGCAUGAGAUCAUGAAGAGCGCUACUGGAUGGAUUGAGGUGCAUAAGGAUACCCUAAUUGGGGAGAACAUAUCUCAAGCGGAAAAGUCGACAUCUUAUGCUCCCUAUCUAUCUCUUUUGCUCCCAUCUCGUAACCCUUCGCCAGUAGUGGACGAGGAAGAGACCAUCUAUCUUACAAAACCAUCAUCCGAUGAACCCCCUUCGUACCUCUCCAAUUUGCCACCGUUGUUCUUGCCACCCCCAUACACAUCUUCACAUCCUAUCUUCGUCCUACUGGCAGGGCUAGCUACGAAAGAAUCGCAGGCAUUACGUGCGAGUGCAGAACAGCGUAUACGAGAUUUCGUAAAGGCCGAGACUGCCGGCAUCGAGAUGAAAGAAAAGGAACUGAAAAGUCAGGUAGAUGGCCUAUGGAGAGACUAUAGGGAGCAUCUUAAUGCAAUACAAGAAGAACGGAGUAAUGGUGGCAAUUCCGUCCGCUCGCCAUCCAGCGCUGGACAGGGCAAAGACCUCGAUUUGUUUGCUCCAGGCAGCUCCCGUACAGGCUCAGAAGUAUCUUCAUCUGUCAAGAUCACAAGUUUUGUCCCCCAACGCGUAUCUUCGAACCUCUCCACUAUUUCCCAAUCUCUUCCGCGGGUGUCUGCUCUCUCAGCAUCCUUGGCCAAUUCUGGUUUCCACCACCCGAGGAAUACUCGGCGGGAUCAGAUUGAGGCGGAAUCCGAUGGCGUUGCCAAUGAAGCUAGCUCGAGCACCUUAUCAACGCCAAGAUCUGGAUCGUCAACACUAACUCGUCCUCGUACGGCAGGCAUCAGUACUCAGGAGUUUAAGAGAAAUCUGGAUGAAAAUCUUAAUACACAACAAAGCUAUCGGUAUUUCCUUAAUCUCGAAGAGGAAAUGGCUCGACAUAAGCGCCUCAAAGAGGAAGAACUGUCUAGGAGGCAACGGGGACUAGCUGCUUCAGCAGAUCAUGCUGAUCAAGUUGAGGAUGCAGGAAGUGAAUCAAUUUCCACAACGCAUCAAACCAAGGAGACUCUUGCUGAGAAACCUGUUAAACAUGAUGGUGAUGGACUUCCAACACGCGGCCGCGACAAGGGCAAGAGGAAGGUCACUUUUGAUGUCGCACCCGCUGUGAUGACUGCCCAGAGUGAUGGAGAGAGUACGGAAGGGGAGACUACUGCAGGAGAAUCUGAAUCUAGAGAAAUGCUCUUCCCAUUGGAAGACAUUGACGGAGAAGAGUCGAUGGAGAAAUCGACUAAUGAUCGACAUAAUACUCUUCCACUCCUUGAACAAUCUAUCCCUCGCCCAAUCAAUAUUCGCAGCAAACGUCCCAACCCUGCCUUUGAGGCAUUUGCAUCAUUGCGUCCGGCUUCUCUACCCGCUCCGUCGAAUAUCCGUCCAGUCAGAAGUCAGCCAGGUGUGGAUUCGUCGUCACAGGGUAUGUUACCUUUCUCUCGGCCCUCCACAAGUCUCGCACGGAAUGAAGGUACCUCGCGCGUCACGACAUCGCCCGCCGUUCCUCUGAGUGAAACCGACGCGGCUCUUCUGAAAUUGGUUGCAGCUGAGACCCCGAGUCAUCGUGGGGCAUGGGCGCCAAAUAGUAAGGCAUGGCAAAUAUUUACACGGCGACAGAAUUCAAAGAAAAUUUCAGUGCCAGACAAGUCUACCGAUACAUCGAACAAGGGAGCUGAUGACUCAACUGAGCCAUCGAAGGCUGGUUCCAUAUCUCCCACCGGAACAAAAUCCAAGGGGGUGAAAUUCGAAACAAAGGCAAAGGUGCUCAUGCUCGACGUUGAAGACGACAAAGAAGAUGAAUAUCGAACAUACGCUGAGCGUGGUUUACCCGGCUCUUUGCGCAUCGAGGUCAUGCGACCUAAGCAAAAGGAGCCCCUUUCCCUUGCAUCUUAUAUUGUCCCUUCUGCCAUGCCAAACAAAGCUCUCGCGAGUGUUCCAUCUUUCAGUGUUAAUAGCAAGCAACUUUCAGCUGCUGCUAUUCGUGAUUUAGCAUAUGCAGAGCGGGAUCGAAAUCGUGGCCAGGAUCCAGGUCCCGCCCUGGACUUCACGAUUCCCGAGGAUGAUGAAGACGAAGAUGAUGACGAUGGCGAUGAGGCGGGUCCCGUUUCUUCGGAAGUUGGACAGAAGGCUCGCAAACAUGCUCUAAAAAUAAUUCAAGCUCGAAACGCGAUACCUGAAGAAGGGAUGUGGAGAAGUUUGGCAUGA